Molecule: messenger RNA, 3980 nt
Organism: Bactrocera dorsalis (oriental fruit fly)
Lineage: Eukaryota; Metazoa; Arthropoda; Insecta; Diptera; Tephritidae
Gene: mor
Product: SWI/SNF complex subunit SMARCC2
Exons: 9
Coding region: 111-3581 (1156 amino acids)
Biological process (GO): positive regulation of DNA-templated transcription
Cellular component (GO): SWI/SNF complex
Molecular function (GO): histone binding; DNA binding
Source: RefSeq, a predicted model, not a curated record
GUAGAUUUUUUGUUGUCUCUUCUGUGCUUUGUCGUACAAGUCGUGAAAAUUGUUAUAGCUGAAAUAUCUGCAUCAGUAAAUUUAUUGAGAGUUUUUUUGUGUAUUAUAAAAUGAAUACGUUAGGUCCAAAAAAGGACGGAAGUCCUAAUGUGGAGUUCUUUCAAUCUCCAGAAUCUCUACAAGGAUUCGAAACAAUCCGCCUAUGGUUACAGAAAAAUUGUAAAAAAUAUUUGGCAAAUAAUACCGAAACAAUUACAAGAGAAUCGUUGGCGCAGUUAUUAGUACAAUUUCUACAAUAUGUGGAGGCGAAAUUGGGUAAAAAUGCACAGGAGCCGCCGGCAACACGCAUUCCGAUGCGCUUAUUUAUGGAUUUUAAACCAGGUGGUGCGCUGUGCAUCAUAUUUAGCACAAUGUUUCGAUUUCGUGCUGAACAACGCGGCAAAAAAUUUGAUUUUUCUGUGGGUAAAAACCCACCGCGCAAAGAUCCAAACAUACAACUACUUAUUGAUAUCGAACAAGCACUCGUCGAGGCAAAUCUUUACCGCAUUCAUUACAUAUACAUACGACCGGAAGUAAACAAGGAAUUGGCUCAGAAGUUAAGAGAUAUAUUAAGUACUAGACGUGUAGAGAUCGUAACCGACGAAGAAGAAGCUACACACAUUAUAUACCCAGUUGUUGAUCCACAUCCUGACGAAUAUGCACGUCCCCUUUUCAAACGUGGUAAUCAUGUAAUGUUACAUUGGUAUUACUUCCCGGAAUCGUACGACUCAUGGGCUAUUAACUCAUUUGAUUUACCGGAAUAUGUACCGGAAAACCCGGAACAACCAGCAGAAUGCUGGCUGGUCUCAGCAUCUUGGAUUUUAGAUCUAGAGCAAUAUAACGAAUGGAUGACUGAAGAAGACUAUGAAGUAGAUGAAACGGGCAAAAAGAAAACGCACAAACAUCGUAUGUCGGUUGAUGAUAUAAUGUCGUUGGGUACAGAUGAGAAGAAACGAAUGUCGGGUGGUAGUGGUGCAACUACCAAGCAAAAACGGCGCCGUUCACCUUCUCCAAAUACAUCCAAGCCAGGCAAACGCAAACGCUCUCCUGCUGUACUACAUAAAAAAGCUCGCAAUGACGAGGAUGAUGAAGAUUUGACUCGCGAUAUGGAUGAUCCACCGGCAGAGCCAAAUGUGCAAGAGGUAGUGAAAUCAUCAACGCUACAAUCAACUGCUAGUCCAGCACCGGGAGGAAAAUCUCGAGCAGACAAUGAUAUGAUGCCGAUUAAAGGCGGAACCAUGACCGAUUUGGAUGACGAAAUGACGGGAGGUAGUGCAGUUCAAGCUCUAUCUACAGGCGAUGGUGAAAAUUCUCAAACUGGUAAAACUAGUGAUAAUAGCAAUACACAAGAGUUCUCUUCCUCUGCUAAAGAAGAUAUGGAGGACAACGUAACUGAGCAGACACACCACAUCAUUGUACCCUCAUACUCUGCAUGGUUUGAUUACAACUCAAUUCAUGUGAUUGAAAAGCGUGCCAUGUCGGAAUUUUUCAAUGGCAAAAAUAAAUCGAAAACCCCUGAAAUUUUUAUGGCCUAUCGUAAUUUUAUGAUUGACACCUACAGAUUAAAUCCUACCGAGUACUUAACCAGCACUGCCUGUCGCAGAAAUCUUGCUGGAGAUGUUUGCGCUAUUAUGCGUGUGCAUGCAUUCCUAGAGCAAUGGGGUCUCAUUAACUAUCAAAUAGACGCAGAGCUACGACCUACACCCAUGGGACCACCGCCAACUUCUCAUUUUCAUAUAUUAUCAGACACGCCUUCUGGUUUGCAAUCUUUGAAUCCACAAAAAACACAGCAGCCAUCAGCAGCUAAAGCUUUGCUUGAUUUGGAUAAGCCAAAAAUUAACAAAGAUGGUAAAGAAGUCUCAAUAGAAGGAGAUAAACCGGCGUUGUUGCCGGGUGGUAUAAAUAUUAAAACUGAAGUUUUAGAGAAUGGUACCAACACAGGCCAACAAUUCGGACUGAAACUUGAUCAAUAUGCAAAGAAGCCUGCGGCAAUGAAGAAUCGAACUGCAGCUAGUAUGACGCGUGAAUGGACAGAUCAAGAAACAUUGCUUUUACUCGAGGGCCUCGAAAUGCAUAAAGAUGACUGGAAUAAAGUUUGUGAACAUGUAGGAACGCGCACGCAAGAUGAGUGCAUACUACAUUUUCUUCGACUACCUAUUGAGGACCCUUAUUUGGAGGAUGAUGGAGGAUUUUUGGGUCCAUUAGGUUGUCAACCCAUACCAUUUAGUAAAUCUGGCAAUCCUAUUAUGUCUACAGUGGCGUUUUUAGCUUCAGUCGUUGAUCCUCGCGUAGCAGCAGCUGCUGCAAAGGCUGCCAUGGAAGAAUUCGCCGCCAUAAAGGACGAAGUACCCGCUACAAUAAUGGAUAAUCAUAUGAAAAACGUGGAGAAAGCGUCAGCUGGUGGGAAAUUCAAUCCAUCUUUCGGAUUAUCCAAUACCGGCAUUGCCGGCACCGGGGCCGAUAAAGAAGAUGAGGAUGCUCAUGCAGUAGGAACCGGGACUGCGACCAUGCCAGUUAACACAGGUGCGGUAGAUGAAGAAAUGAAGGAUGUUUCGAAAAAAGACGAAAAUAAAACACAAACAAAUGAGGCUAAUAAGACAGAGAAGCAAAAUAAUGAAACAGAAUCUGAAAAGAAACCAGAAAAUGAUUCCAGAAAUGGUACAGAAAGUAAAAUUGAAGACACUAAUGACACAGAUACAACAUCAAAGGAUCCUGAUAUCGUCAAGCAACAAAUAUUCAACGAAGCUAACGUUCAAACCGCUGCAGCCGCAGCAUUGGCUUCAGCAGCUGUAAAGGCCAAGCACUUAGCCGCCUUGGAAGAGCGUAAAAUUAAAUCUUUAGUCGCAUUACUUGUGGAAACGCAAAUGAAGAAAUUGGAAAUAAAAUUACGACAUUUUGAAGAGCUGGAAACAACGAUGGAGCGUGAACGUGAGGGAUUAGAGUAUCAGCGCCAACAGCUUAUAACCGAACGCCAACAAUUUCAUUUGGAACAAUUGAAAGCUGCAGAAUUUCGUGCACGCCAGCAAGCUCACCAUCGUCUUCAAUUAGAACAGCAAUGGCAGGGAACUACUGGCGCAAACGCCACAGGCAAUGGUACACUUCCUGGUAAUUCGAAUUCAACACUCGGUGGUGCCAGUAAUGCGCCACCUACACAAGGCCAUCCAAUAGUGAGUGGGGCUAGCAGCGUGACCGCCGGAGGAUCGCUAGCAACAAAUAUUAGUAGUGUUGGGUCUCAAAGCGCAACAGCUGCGGUUCAAGGUGGUAGCACACAAACAUCUAUUGGCAGCACCUCACAACCACCUACUGCUGUGCCGCUGACUUUACCUGCAGCUAUCGCGCCGUCUGCCCAACAACAAGCGCCAACUCCAAUGGAUACUACCACAAAUGCUGGUGUAAUUCCGACAUCUAACGUAGAGGGAGCUACAAUUACGGGCCAGACAAUUUUGUCACCGCCGAGCGGGUCAACAAGCGUGCCAUCUGCAAAUGCACAGCCGACAAAUAUACAACCAACUGGUCUGUCUCAAGCAGUACCACCAUCAUAAACUAUACAUAAUUUUUCCCAUGAAAUUCCGAUAACACUAUAUGAUCUACAUUAAGUUAUUGCUUACAAAUACUAUAUAACAUUAUGUUUUAAUCGUAAAUGAUUUUAUAUGUUCUUUAUGAUUUUUAUUUUUAAAUAAUAUUUGAUCAAGCAUGCAAUGUUUGCAUCUAGAAAUGAUGAACUACAACAUUUUGGUGUAAAAAACAUACGCACAAUGCUUUGAUAGGUAUACAUAUAAUCGCCCGGUAGCAGGUAAAUUUACUACUUAAAGGAGGGCUAAUAAUUGCAACUUCAUUGGAAUUUUGUGAAAACAAAUAGAAUCACAUAUAUAAUUAUCAUAAAAUUAUGAUAUCAAAUAAUCUCAAUAAAAGUCAUAUGAACAUCAAAAUUUUAAUUAAAA